Daldinia loculata is the source of this 1795-nucleotide messenger RNA. RefSeq names its product glycoside hydrolase family 64 protein. The record is from RefSeq and is a predicted model, not a curated record. The transcript has a single exon. Lineage: Eukaryota; Fungi; Ascomycota; Sordariomycetes; Xylariales; Hypoxylaceae. The coding region runs from base 272 to 1591 and encodes 439 amino acids.
CACUAACGAUUAGGACAUCGUUACGUAGGUAUAUAAUUCUUGACGGGCCCGGCUCCUCGUGUUAUGCUCUCCUCCGUAGUAUAACCCCGUAGGUGUACAGCAAGUAUCUUCCGGUUCUCUUUUGGAACUGUUCACUCUCUUCUCGCUGAAGCCACAGGCAAUAGGCGUCCAUUCCUUAGUUCGAUGCGCAUACACUCCUUAUUAUCACCAAACGAUCGUUAUCGAAAGUAACUCUGCUUCUAGCCAGACGUCAGAAUACAACCAAUCCAUCAUGCGUGCUUUUUUCAACUUGGCUGUAGCUUCUGCUACGGCGUUCUUUGCUCAGACUAUCGCAGCACCCAUGCCUAUAGUUGUAACCCCGGGAGGGAAAGGAGAUCUGAUUAUUACUCAACAGAAUACUGUUAACCACACAUUUACCGCCCUAUCCCAAAACAUGACUAUACAAGAAUAUAACCCGCUCAAGAUCUCUCUUGUUAACAACUUUGGAGGAGGGCAACUGAAUGUUUACGUGAGCGGUAACGACCCUUCCGGCGCCGUCGUUAUGCUCUCGUCCGACGGUACUUGGUAUCACCCGGACGCUGCUGGCAGUCAAGUGCCAGUAGCUAUCAGCGGCAACGUCGCCAUCCCUAUGAACGCCCAAGGACAGACCACCGAGUUCACUCUACCCGACUAUAUCAGCUCCGGCCGUAUUUGGAUCGCCGAAGGUGAACUUCAGUUCUUCACCGUUCUUGCCGGAGACGGAACAUCACAGCUCGUCGAACCCUCCGCCGCAAACCCUUCAGACCCUUCAGCGGCCGUCAACUGGGGUUUUGUCGAACUUACCAACACCGAGGAGGGAGGUAUCUACGCCAACAUCUCUUUCGUUGAUUUUGUCGGUCUAGUGAUGGGUAUGACCUUGACUCUUGGUACCGGUGAGACUCAAGAGGUGAAGGGUCUCCAGCAGGACUCUCUCGCCGCCAUCUGCCAGGAAUUGAGGGAUCAGGCGGCAGCUGAUGGUCAGCCAUGGGACAAGUUGUGUGUUACGGACGCCAGCGGCAACCCGCUACGCAUCCUCGCGCCCAACCUAUACCAGUCCAUCGACCCAACCGCCCAGGCCACCUACUACGACGACUACAUUGAGCAGGUCUGGCAGAAGUACACUAACGAGGAUCUAACCAUCAACACUCAAGCUGCCGCAGGAAGCGUUGCUUGCCGCGUCAACGGCGACGAGCUCACCUGUGCUGGGGACAACCGCGGAUACCCUCGACCCACUGUCGCCGAUAUCUGGGGCUGCAACUCGGGUCCCUUCGGCAUCCAAGCCGUCGACAACGAUGUUCACAGGGCAAUUGUCCCUAGACUGUGUGCUGCUUUCUUCCGCACAACUCUGCUCCUGGACGGCGGCAACGUGCAGCCUUCUCUCCCUAGUAGCAGUUACUACACUGUGGACCCGACCAACCACUACUCUCGCAUCCUUCACAAGCACGAGAUCGACGGCAAGGGCUACACCUUCUCGUACGACGAUGUCAACCCUGAUGGAGAGAACCAAGCCGGUGUCGUCGCCGGACUGCAGCCGCAGGUCUUGCAGCUCACCGUCGGCGGAUUUUCUUCUUAAGGAAAAUCCACAGGUGAUGAUGAGACUUGUAGGAGCUUGAGGCAGUAUCUACUGUCAUAUAAUUACCAUCAUCUCUCAUCUAACAAAGAUCUCAUAGUAGCAACAUAAGCUAUGAAUCUCCGCACUGUAUAUAUCACUUUUUCGUGUACAUAGUACUUGUUGAUAGCAUUUUCAAGGUAUAUGGGUACCAUGUACAUACCAACC